GUGUGUCUAGGAAGCCCUCCCUGCUCAGCCCGCAGGGCCUUGUCCUGGCCCCUGGACAGAACCUGACCCUCCAGUGUCGCUCUGAUGUCGGCUAUGACAGAUUCGCUCUGUCCCAGGAGGGGGGACGUGGCCUCCCCCAGCACCCUGGCCAGCAGCCCCAGACUGGGCUGUCUCAGGCCGAAUUCCCCCUGGGCCCUGUGAGCGGCUCCCACGGGGGCCAGUACAGAUGCUACGGUGGACACAACCUCUCCUCCGAGUGGUCGGCCCCCAGCAACCCCCUGGACAUCCUGAUCGCAGGACAGAUCCCUGACAGACCCUCCUUAUCGGCACAGCCGGGCCCCAUGGUGGCCUCGGGCGAGGACGUGACCCUGCUGUGUCAGUCAUUGAGGAGGAUGGACACUUUCCUUCUGACCAAGGAGGGGGCAGCCGAUCCCCCCCUGCGUCUCAGAUCAGAGUCCAGAGCUCAACAGUACCAGGCUGAAUUCUCCAUGAGUCCUGUGACCUCAGCCCACGGGGGCACCUACAGGUGCUACGGCUCACUCAACACCUCCCCCUACCUGUUGUCACUGCCCAGUGACCCCCUGGAGCUCGUGGUCUCAGGUGACGACCCCAACCCCAUCCUCCCUAAGCUCAAAGGGUCAGCUCAGGGCCCUGCCCCAGAAUCAGAACCUCCGAGUGUCCCAGCCCCUCACCCCCAGGUCCUGACCCAGUGGCUGAAGGAAGCAGUUACCCUGAUCCCAGAGGAUCUUCCAUACUCAUCUCAAUCCUAUGCCCAAUAUUGA
Messenger RNA from Propithecus coquereli (Coquerel's sifaka), 782 nucleotides. RefSeq names its product leukocyte immunoglobulin-like receptor subfamily A member 6. Gene Ontology annotation, molecular function: inhibitory MHC class I receptor activity. Gene Ontology annotation, biological process: cytokine-mediated signaling pathway. The annotation marks the transcript as partial. Lineage: Eukaryota; Metazoa; Chordata; Mammalia; Primates; Indriidae. The record is from RefSeq and is a predicted model, not a curated record. The transcript is spliced from 3 exons.